Messenger RNA from Diachasma alloeum, 540 nucleotides. RefSeq lists its product as uncharacterized. The record is from RefSeq and is a predicted model, not a curated record. Lineage: Eukaryota; Metazoa; Arthropoda; Insecta; Hymenoptera; Braconidae. The transcript has 4 exons. The coding region runs from base 55 to 435 and encodes 126 amino acids.
CCGGCCAUUGUAAGUGUUUUUCAAAUUUUUAAUAAAGCUGAAAGUUCAUAUAAAAUGGCGAAAUUCGUCCAUUUUGUAAUCCUGGGUCUUCUCACAAUCAUCCAUGUGGCAAAUUGUGACAACAAUAGAGAGUACUUAUUCAGGAAAUACGUGAAUAUUUGUAGAAAAAAAAUAUCGCAAAAAAGUACAACGGCUGUAGAAGAAUGCAUAUUGGAAACUGCUAAAAUUUUUGAUGGGGCGCAGGGUCGAGUGAAUGUCAAGCUAUUCAGAGAUAUACUUGAAAAAAUAAUGGACCCGAGUGUACGGGAUCAGAAUCCUCCUGUCGUGGCGAAAUUCAAGAAGUGUGUAAAAGGGAAAAAUUUCAGUUCUGCAAAGGACCUAGUUCAGGCGUUGCAAAUGUGCAACUUUAAUACAGCCGUCUUAUACAACUUUUGAAUAAGUGAUUUCCAGCAUUUCCAUGUAUCGAAAAAGGCAAUGUGGAAUUCAAUGUAAGAAUUGCGACGCUAAUAAACUGAAUAAUAAAAAUAUUGUAAUGAAUAA